This is a messenger RNA of Micropterus salmoides (largemouth bass), 1677 nucleotides long. Its product is annotated as GTPase IMAP family member 7-like. The record is from RefSeq and is a predicted model, not a curated record. Gene Ontology annotation, molecular function: GTP binding. The coding region runs from base 1 to 924 and encodes 307 amino acids. Lineage: Eukaryota; Metazoa; Chordata; Actinopteri; Centrarchiformes; Centrarchidae. The transcript has 4 exons.
AUGGCUCUGUUGGUGGUAGAGAAUGGACUUAAUGGCGAAGAGGUGUUGAAGCAGCUAGAAAAGCUGAAAGAGACAACUGGAAAACCCACAGAAGAGUUCAGAGUCGUGCUGCCCCUCAGCUACAAACCCCCAUACAACUUCUACACCACAGAGCAGGUUUUCAGUGAACUGAGCAAACUGACUGCAGACAGAAAUCUGAUGCCAGCCAACAAGAGGCAUGCUGACAAUCCUGAGUUAUAUGUGUCAACACCAAACACUGCAGUGGAGAAAACAGGAAAUGCAAACGACAUCACUGAAGGCAAGAAGAGUUUAAAAACAGGAAAGUCCUCUGGUACCGAAGUGACCCUUGUUCUGCUGGGAAUGGCCGGGACUGGAAAGAGUGCGAGUGGAAACACAAUCCUGGGAAAGAAGCAGUUCAGGUCUAGAGCCAGUUCAAAUCCGACCACCACAGAGUGCCAAGUGGCAGAAACAGAGAUAGACGGUACACGUGUACGGGUCAUUGAUACCCCAGACAUCUUUGAUGAUGAGAUUGAAUCAUCAGUUAAGGACGAACAUGUGAAAAAGUGCAAAGAGCUCUGUCAGUCAGGACCUUGUGUUUACUUACUUGUGAUGCAAAUUAGCAGAUUUUCAGACAGUGAGAGAAACAUACUGAAAAAGCUGGAAACAGCUUUUGGUAACAACGUUCAGGAACAAACAGUCAUCCUGUUUACUCGUGUGGACGACCUGCAGCGUGCAAAGAUGAGCUUGCAGACAUUUUCGAGGUCCUGCCAGACAGAUCUCAGGGAAAUAAUUAAAAAGUGCGGCAACAGGUGUGUUGUUUUUGAGAACAGUGGCUCAGAUUCAGGUCAAGUGAAGAAGCUAAUGCAGACAGUGGACAAGAUGUUAGAAGAACAGAAACAAUCCUACAAGUGUGCAGCUGUCUGACCAGAUAAAGUCCUGGGAUGGGAUUUCUUUGCAUAUACAUAUUAACAUGAUGGACUAGAAAUGAAAUGAUCUUGAACCAGUUGAUUAUAAAGUUAUGAAUAGUUAAAAAGGAUUGGAUUUUUUAGGGGAAUAUCAACAUGGGUUUUUAUCCAAGUAAUGAAACACGUAUAUUCAAAGAUGCAGCAACAACAUACAAAGAUUUUUAAGACAUAUUUUUUCUUUUUUCACACAACUUGAAACAACAUGUGAGUUGCAUAAUAUCAAUAUUCCAAAUGUUAUUAAUAUAAACAAAUAAGGCAGACAUUUCUUGAUAAUUGUGUCCAACAUGUGUACUGAGCAGGACAUUUUAGACAGAGUCACUGCUCCCUCAAGGACAAACAGAAACACUGUCUCUAACUUAGAUCAAACAUGUAUUUGUCAUUUCUGUACUGUGAUCUCUUUACUUUCUGGCCAACAUAUAGAGUGUGCUGAUAGCAAAAUAUCUGUGAUAAGCUCAAAGCUAAGUGUGGCCAAAUAUGUGCUUUAAAUCUAAAAAUAAAUAUAGCCAAGCAAUGACACACUUUUGUGAUGGAAUAAAUAUAUGACUCAUCUUGCACUGUUUUAUUUCCAUUUGCACAAUGUAAAAAAACAUAUAAAUAGAUUAGAUUUUUUGGUUUAGGUUUUUGUGAUGGCUCCUCUAAAUGGGCCUGUUUGUCAGUGUAGAAAACCACUCACUCUGACCAUAUUAUUGACAAUAAAAAUAACUAUACAAAG